Messenger RNA from Triticum aestivum (bread wheat), 249 nucleotides. RefSeq names its product cytochrome c oxidase subunit 6a, mitochondrial-like. Gene Ontology annotation, cellular component: mitochondrial inner membrane. The coding region runs from base 1 to 249 and encodes 82 amino acids. NCBI's taxonomy places the organism in Eukaryota, Viridiplantae, Streptophyta, Magnoliopsida, Poales, Poaceae. The transcript has 3 exons. Gene Ontology annotation, biological process: mitochondrial electron transport, cytochrome c to oxygen. Gene Ontology annotation, molecular function: enzyme regulator activity. The record is from RefSeq and is a predicted model, not a curated record.
AUGGCCUCCCUGACGGCGAGAUCUGGCCUCCGCUCCAUGGCGACGCGCGCCAGGCCCCCCGCAACGGCCCCGGUCGGGUGCCGCAUGUCCUCCUCCACCCAUGACGACGCAUAUGAGACAUCCAAGUGGGAUAAGAUCACCAUCAUAGAGGCCGUCACCUGCACCCUCCUGGCGGCCUGGAACCUCUCCAAGGGCCACCCCCACUUCAACGAGCCGCCGGCCUACCCCUACUUGCACAUCCACAACUAG